GGUAAUACGGUAUUUUGUAUCUGCGUGGCCCUUGCGAUUUGACCAUCUUUGCUUAUAUAAGGAGGAGAGAGGCACAGAAAAAGUUUCACUCGUUAUUGCACUCAACUGUGUCUUACCCCGUUGGAAAGACUUAAGCAUCAUCCCCUUCAUCCAUUUGAUAAGGACUCGGGCUCUCUCAGGAUUUCACUCCCUCUUCCAGGGUUCUUCCUUGAUCGUAACUCAUAUGAGUGGUGAAGCGGGUAUGGAAGAUCAACAGCAACGUCCAGUCCCACAACUGAAUGAAAGGAUCCUUUCAUCCUUGUCAAGGAGAUCUGUUGCUGCACAUCCUUGGCAUGAUCUUGAAAUUGGACCUGGAGCUCCUCAAGUUGUCAAUUGUGUUGUUGAAAUCACAAAAGGAAGCAAGGUGAAGUAUGAGCUUGACAAAAAGACAGGACUGAUAAAGGUUGAUCGUGUCUUGUAUUCCUCUGUGGUGUAUCCUCACAACUAUGGUUUCAUCCCCCGCACAUUGUGCGAAGACAAUGAUCCACUGGAUGUUUUAAUCCUCAUGCAGGAACCAGUUCUCCCUGGUUGUUUUCUCCGAGUCCGAGCUAUAGGACUCAUGCCCAUGAUUGAUCAGGGAGAGAAAGAUGAUAAAAUCAUAGCAGUGUGUGCUGAUGACCCAGAGUAUCGUCACUAUACCGACAUCAAACAACUUCCUCCUCAUCGCCUGGCUGAGAUCCGCCGAUUCUUUGAAGACUACAAGAAAAAUGAGAACAAAGAAGUUGCAGUUAAUGAAUUUCUGCCUUCAGACGCUGCUCAGGAAGCCAUCCAGCACUCAAUGGACCUUUAUGCUCAGUACAUCUUACAGACCUUGAGGCGAUAGACGUCAUGCGGGUAUAUUCUACCUCUCUUAAUAAUCUGCUCAGUUGGGGGCAAUAGAAGCCGAAGGGGAAGAGUGAUACUUUUAUCUAUUAUAUGAGUUUUGGUUAUUAGGAGUGAUUUUUAUUUUUAUUUUUUUAACAAUGUUGUUUCAAUUGGUUGUAUUGAAACACAAAUUAAAACUCGGAAUACAUUAUUUGUCAUUCUUAUUUAGCC
This is a messenger RNA of Nelumbo nucifera (sacred lotus), 1074 nucleotides long. Lineage: Eukaryota; Viridiplantae; Streptophyta; Magnoliopsida; Proteales; Nelumbonaceae. The record is from RefSeq and is a predicted model, not a curated record.